AUGGCUCGCUUUGGGGAUGAGGCGUCUGGGCGCUAUGGAGCCGCUCCGGGCGCGGGGAGAGGAGGUGGUGGUGGAGGUGGAGGAGGAGGUGGAGGCGCGCGGCCGGGAGGCGCACCGGGCGCUCCGAGGCUCUACAAGCAGUCGAUGGCUCAGAGAGCCCGCACCAUGGCUCUGUAUAACCCGAAGCAGACCAAGCAGAACUGCUUUACCGUCAACCGCUCGCUGUUCAUUUUCAGCGAAGACAACGUGAUCCGGAAAUAUGCCAAGAGGAUCACCGAGUGGCCUCCAUUUGAAUACAUGAUCCUUGCAACCAUCAUCGCCAAUUGUAUUGUACUGGCACUGGAACAACAUCUGCCAGAAGAUGACAAGACGCCCAUGUCAGAACGCCUGGAUGACACAGAGCACUACUUUAUCGGGAUAUUCUGUUUCGAGGCUGGCAUUAAGAUCAUCGCCCUGGGCUUUGUCUUUCACAAAGACUCCUACCUUCGCAACGGCUGGAAUGUAAUGGACUUCGUGGUUGUCCUCACUGGGAUUUUGGCCAAGGUGGGUUCAGAUUUUGACCUGAGGACACUGAGGGCCGUGCGAGUGCUGAGACCUCUCAAGCUGGUGUCAGGAAUUCCUAGUCUACAGGUGGUGUUGAAGUCCAUAAUGAAGGCCAUGGUUCCUUUGCUGCAGAUUGGCCUGCUGCUCUUCUUUGCCAUUGUCAUGUUCGCCAUCAUAGGAGUGGAGCUCUACAUGGGCAAGUUUCAGCAGACCUGCUUCAAAAAUGGGACAGAGGAGGUGGCAGCAGAUUUCCCAUGUGGAUCCAGGGAGUGUCCCAAUGACACUGAGUGUAGGUCCGGCAAAGCGUGGAAAGGACCGAACUACGGAAUCACUAACUUUGACAACAUCUUGUUCGCCAUACUUACUGUCUUCCAGUGCAUCACCAUGGAAGGAUGGACCGAUGUCCUUUACCAUACCAAUGACGCCGUGGGCAGCAUGUGGAACUGGAUGUACUUCAUCCCCCUUAUCAUCAUUGGCUCCUUCUUCAUGCUCAAUCUGGUUCUGGGUGUCUUAUCAGGAGAAUUUGCUAAAGAAAGAGAGCGUGUGGAGAAGAGACAGGAGUUUCUGAAGCUACGCAGGCAGCAACAAAUUGAGAGAGAGUUGACUGGCUACCUGGAGUGGAUCUGUAAGGCAGAGGAGGUACUGCUGGCUGAGGAAGAUGAGAAUGCAGAAGAGAAAUCUCCACUGGAUGGAGCGUGGUACAAGAGGAAACAGAACAACCCAGUACUAAAAAGAGCCAAGGUCAAGAAGGGUAAGAACGACCUCAUCGGUGCUGAGGAGAGUGAGGAACACUUCACAGACAUUUCCUCAGUUGCGCCCCCUGGAUCUCCCUUUGCCCGAGCCAGCUUGAAAAGCAGCAAGAAUGACAGCUCGUCAUAUUUCCGACGCAAAGAGAAACGUGUGCGCUUCUUCAUCCGCCGCAUGGUGAAAGCACAAAGCUUCUACUGGAUUGUGCUGUGCAUAGUGGGAUUGAACACAUUGUGUGUGGCCAUUGUACACUACGAUCAGCCUGAGGGGCUCACCCAAGCACUUUACCUGGCCGAGUUUGUGUUCCUGUGUCUAUUUCUAACUGAGAUGACUCUCAAGAUGUACGGCCUGGGGCCCAGGAACUACUUCCAUUCCUCAUUCAACUGCUUUGACUUUGGGGUCAUCGUGGGGAGUAUAUUUGAGGUGGUGUGGGCAGCCAUCCAACCUGGAGCCUCUUUCGGUAUUAGCGUCUUGAGGGCUUUGCGUUUGCUCCGAAUAUUCAAAGUGACCAAGUAUUGGAACUCUUUGAGGAAUCUGGUGGUGUCGUUGCUCAACUCAAUGAAAUCCAUCAUCAGCUUGCUCUUCCUCCUCUUCCUCUUCAUUGUGGUUUUUGCCUUGCUGGGGAUGCAGCUCUUUGGAGGACAGUUUAAUUUUGAUAACGAAACGCCAACUACGAAUUUCGACAACUUCCCUGCUGCCAUAAUGACUGUCUUCCAGAUUUUGACAGGAGAAGACUGGAAUGCAGUGAUGUAUCAUGGGAUUGAGUCUCAGCACGGUGUCCCAUUUGGGAUGUUCUUCUCCAUUUACUUUAUCAUCCUAACUCUCUUUGGAAACUACACUCUUCUUAAUGUGUUCUUGGCUAUCGCUGUCGAUAACCUUGCCAAUGCUCAGGAGCUGACGAAGGAUGAGGAGGAGCAAGAGGAAGCGGCCAAAAAGAGCAUGGCACUGCAGAAGGCCAUGGAGGUCAAGGAAGUCAGCCCGAUGUCAGCAGCUAACAUUUCCAUCGCAGCUUUUGUAAAGCAAAAUCGAGAUGUGCUCUCUCGCAGCUCUUCCGUCAGCAGCGUUCACUCACUCAAGGAGCAACAGCGCUCUCUACAGAAGAAAUCCAUCUGGGAGCAGCGCACUACCCAACUACGUCACCACAACCUGCGCAACAGCAGCGAAGCGCUUUACAACGAGCUGGAGCCUGAGGACCAGAUGCGAAUGUCAUCAGGGCUCCAUCUGCGCCCUGACAUGAAGAUGCACCAUGAUCGGCCCUUGACCGUAGAGAAAUCGCAACCUCCAGAGGGCAGGGACAAUCCAGAGGAGGCACCUCCUCACAAACAUCACCGGUGUCGCGGAGAGAAUGGUGAGGCUGGAGAAGGACGCCGCCAUCGGCACCACCGCGCCGGUGAACACAGAGAGCAGCAGGAUAAAGGACCCAGGAACAAGACAGAGAAUGGGGAUGAUGAUAGGGAGCACCAUCACUACCAUUCUCACCGGUCCAGAGAGUCAGAUGGUGAUGGCAGUAAUGGAGCGAGAGGAGAACGACUUCAGAGAGGGCACAAAGAGGGUGAAGCAGGGAAUGGUGAGAGGAGGAGACGUAGGCCUCGCGUCAAAGCCCAAACCACGCUUGACCAGGAGGAGAGCCGGGAAAACAAAGAGAGAGAUACACCAAGCCACAGGGACAGGCUUAUGGAUACAGAGGGUGAUGGUUUGAGUUCGAGUUCUGUGCCAUCUCCUACUGAGAGACAAGAGGACUCAGAUAACCUAAAAAACAGCACGAAGGCGAGAUCAACUGCAGUCAGCAUCCCUGUUACCAUUACUGCUCCACCGGGAGAGACCACCGUUAUUCCCAUGAAUAAUAUAGAUGGUGAGAGCCUGCUCCUAAAUGAUGAAAAGAAGGACCUGGAUGAGCUGAAUCAGAAUGCUCCUAAACCCAUCUUACCGUACAGCUCCAUGUUUGUGUUUGGUCAGUCCAACCCUGUACGAAGGUUGUGUCACUAUGUGGUGAACUUGCGCUACUUUGAGAUGUGCAUUCUCAUGGUGAUCACCAUGAGCAGUAUCGCACUCGCUGCAGAAGACCCUGUGAAUGCUGCUGCUUUUCGGAAUAACGUGCUGAAAUAUUUAGAUUACAUCUUCACUGGCGUGUUCACAUUUGAAAUGGUGAUAAAGAUGAUUGACCUCGGACUGCUUCUCCACCCUGGCUCCUACUUCAGAGACCUGUGGAAUAUUCUAGACUUCAUUGUGGUCAGCGGUGCCCUGGUGGCUUUUGCCUGCUCGAGCUUCAUGGGAUCACAACAAAGCGUAACCAGAGGAACCAAAGGCAAGGACAUCAACACCAUCAAGUCCCUCAGGGUUCUCCGUGUGCUCCGGCCUCUCAAGACCAUCAAACGGCUGCCUAAACUCAAGGCGGUGUUUGAUUGCGUGGUGAACUCACUGAAGAACGUGCUCAACAUCCUCAUCGUCUACAUCCUCUUCAUGUUCAUCUUCGCUGUUAUCGCCGUGCAGCUCUUCAAAGGAAAGUUCUUCUACUGCACAGACGAAUCCAAAGCUCUUGAAAAGGACUGCAGGGGUCAGUUUUUGGAUUACGAUGGAGAUAAGGUGGAAGCCAAGGCGCGUGUAUGGAAGAAGUAUGAUUUUCACUACGAUAACGUGCUGUGGGCUUUCCUCACGCUCUUCACCGUUUCUACAGGAGAGGGUUGGCCUAUGGUGCUGAAACACUCGGUAGACGCCACUUAUGAAGACCAAGGUCCAAGCCCAGGCUACCGCAUGGAGAUGUCCAUUUUUUAUGUGGUUUACUUUGUGGUCUUCCCAUUUUUCUUCGUCAACAUUUUCGUAGCUUUGAUCAUCAUCACGUUCCAGGAGCAAGGGGACAAAGCCAUGUCUGAGUGCAGCUUGGAGAAGAAUGAGAGGGCGUGCAUUGACUUUGCCAUUAAUGCCAAACCCCUGACUCGCUACAUGCCCCAGGAUAAGCAGUCCUUCCAGUACAAGAUGUGGAAGUUCGUGGUUUCAACACCGUUUGAAUAUUCCAUCCUGGCGAUGAUUGCCGUCAAUACGGUGGUUCUCAUGAUGAAGUUCAGUACCGCUUCGAAGCCUUAUGAGGACAUGCUGAAGUGGCUGAACAUUAUUUUCACUGCCCUCUUCACCCUGGAAUGUAUCCUGAAGAUCAUCGCUUUUGGUCUGCUGAACUAUCUAAAGGAAGCCUGGAACAUAUUUGACUUUGUAACUGUACUGGGCAGCAUCACUGACAUCCUGGUCACUGAAAUAAAGACGCAGAACAAGCUGAUCAACUUAAGCUUUCUGAGGCUGUUUCGAGCUGCUCGACUCAUCAAGCUUCUGAGACAGGGCUACACCAUCCGGAUUCUGCUCUGGACCUUUGUUCAGUCUUUUAAGGCACUGCCCUAUGUGUGUCUGCUCAUUGCCAUGCUCUUCUUUAUAUACGCCAUCAUUGGAAUGCAGGUAUUUGGAAACAUUGAGUUAAACGAUGAAUCAGCAAUCAACCAACACAACAACUUCCAGACCUUCCUUCAGGCGCUCAUGCUACUCUUCAGGAGUGCCACGGGCGAGGGGUGGCAUGAGAUUAUGCUGUCGUGUUUGGGUGGCAAGAGAUGUGACCAGCGCUCGGGUUCCAAUGACAAUAGUUGUGGCAGCGAUUUCGCCUACUUCUAUUUCGUUUCCUUCAUCUUCCUCUGCUCGUUCCUGAUGCUGAAUUUGUUUGUGGCUGUCAUCAUGGACAAUUUCGAGUACUUGACACGAGAUGCCUCCAUCCUCGGACCUCACCAUCUGGAUGAGUUCAUCCGUGUCUGGGCAGAUUAUGACCCUGCCGCCUGUGGGCGCAUAUCCUACCUCGAUAUGUACGAAAUGCUACGUCACAUGUCCCCUCCGCUAGGUUUGGGAAAGAAAUGUCCAUCGCGAGUUGCCUACAAGCGCUUGGUGAGGAUGAACAUGCCCAUUGCUGAAGACAACACAGUCCACUUUACAUCCACGCUGAUGGCUCUCAUACGCACCGCUCUGGAUAUCAAACUGGCAUCAGGUGUUCUUGCUCAGCGUCUCUGUGAUGCUGACUUAAGGAGGGAGAUUGGUAAAGUGUGGCCCAGCCUGUCGACAAAAACUGUGGACUUGCUGGUAACACCACACAAACAUAACGAGUUAACAGUCGGGAAAGUGUACGCUGCGCUUAUGAUCUUUGAUUACUACAAGCAGAACCGGGCCAAAAGACUCCAGGAACAGCAGCCCACUUCAGGAACACUGAGUAAAAUGGGGUCUCUCUUCAAGCCCAUGUUGCCCCUCACCCAUAUACAUGAACAAGAGCAACCAAUGAAGAGUUCCAAAAUACCACCUUCUGAUUCAUAUCCAUAUUCAGAGUUCCCGCCCACAACCACUCGCUUGACCAAUGGAGAGCCAGUAAAAAGCACUAGCAUGAAGAUUUCUUCUUCAGCUGAUACGCUUGGGAUGAGCAGGAAUUCUGUCUAUUCAGAAGAUGUGCAAAAAACUGAAUCUCAGGAAUUAGUAGAGAUGACGGAUACAGAGAAUAAUUCUGAUGUAGGGGGCUUCUCCACACUGGAGGGCCACGGGAGGGCAGCUUCAAUGCCCAGACUUAGUGCAGGCUUCCAGCGGACCCAGUUGCGCCACACCACCGGGAUAUACCUUGCACCCAUCUUGGACAGCAGUCCCAUGCGGCGCUCAGCCUCCUCUUUGGCCUCUCAGAGAGGAGGGACAGAGUUGAAUUUGAAGGAAUACGCAUUGGAGCGUCCUGCAGCAGCACAAACGCAGGAGAAAGAAAGAGACAGGUUGCACCAACAUCAUCAUCAUCAUCACCAUCAUCGAUGUCAGCGCCGUAGGGACAAGAAGCAUAAAUCCCUGGAUCGAGCUAUCAGUGAGGAACAACCUGGCACUGUGGGUACAGUGGUGGAUCUGAGCAUUGAGCCACAGGAUCGAGCACGUGACAGAGAGAGAGACCGAGGUCGUUCUCACGAGAGGAAACAGCAUUCAUCUUCGGCCACCGACAGAAAGCAGCGUUACUACUCUUGUGAUCGCUAUGGAAACAGAGAGCACUGUCACAGCCGAUCACCUGGGCCAAGCAGAUCUACUUCACCGGCAGAUCAACACGAAUCCAACAGAUUCAAAAUGGGUGUUAACUCAACUAAGGGCAGCCCGGGGGUCUUCACCUCAGGCUGCAGUACGCCUAGUCGUGGAAGGAGACAACUGCCUCAGACUCCCCUCACCCCAAGGCCUGCAGUGUCCUUUAAGUCUACCAGCUCUUCCACACUACAGACGGCUGCCACCCGCUCGUCCGUCCCGAUCCCCACCUACCUGAGCCGAGGUCAGUCUGAGCACGACGCGCUGCUCGGCAUCACCCACCAAGCAUCUCCUGUGCCUGUUACGCGGAUCGGAUCUGACCCCAACAUUGGCCCCCUGCAGCAUGACCCCCACCUGUCAGAGGCAGAAGAUUUCCACGAUGCAUUGAGCACUUACGGCUCAGGACGUUUUCCAAGGACGGUCUCUGCCACCCAUUCGUCCAUCGCGGCAGUACCGUCCAUGGUCCAGCAGAGUCGAAGUGGAGUGCCCAAUGGUUACCACUUCACCCUGGGAGUUAGUGCAUCUCUUGGCUCAAGUGUCAGGAUUUCCCCAAGCUAUCAUGAUACAGAGAAGGAUGACUGGUGCUGACCAAUACAUCUCUUAAAUGUGUCUUUAAACAGUGCAGGAUGAGUUUUAUCAUCUUUGCCUCAAGAUAGUCAGACAUCUCGUUCAUGUCUUGGUGAAGAUAGAGUGGAAGCUUGGGGAGUCUAGAAGACAGGAUGAGUUAUACAUUUUUUCCUGAAUGUGGCAUGAUGAUACUUCCUCCUGUCAAGAUGGUUCUCUCAACAUAGAUUGUAUGAGUAUGAGUGCCAUGAUGAAUUUGAUAACCCACGAUAGGUGAGCUCUGGUCUGCCACUUCAGCAAUGUCCUCAGUGCUAGCAAACACUGCCCUCCGCUCUCUGGAAUCAUAUUAAUAGGGCUACAAUUGACAGAGGGACAGAGGGCAGAGAGAUACAGCCAUGUUUCAAUUGAAAGCACAAUCUGUAACGAAAGUGCAGGACGUCUACUCGUCUUUAUGGUGUUGUUAAGAACGUGGACCUCUCUUUAGUUCUUAAAAAAAAAAAAAGAUUAUACAUCCUUGGGUUUGUCUGGACUUCUUUGUCUUAACAAUUCUUUCCCUGCUGCUGCUUUAUGCUGUUUCUUCCUCUUGUAAGUGGCACAGAUAAAAUGCUCCCGGUAGCUAGGGGGAAAAAAAAAAACAUAACAUAAUAAACAGAAUAAAAAACACAAAUUGUAAUUAGUUUUUUAAGAGAUUGCAGUAGAGUGAGCAUCUUUUCAGUGUUCCUUUUUGUACCUCGUACAUGAAGUGUGUAGCUGGGUGUAAAUUGUGGUUAUUUAAAUUACCAUAGUCAUCUUGUCAGCUCAAACCAGUUCUUUUGAGGUUUCUCAUCAACAAGGCAUUUGGGUCUGCUCUUUUUUUAAGGUAAGGUCUACUCUUUUUUUUUUUUUAACACUAUGUUACCCUUAAGUGGUAAAAUACCAAGUGCCUAACCUCUGCGGUUGUUUACUGUAUGGGUAUGAUGUAUUGUGAGGCAUUAUAACCUGAGAAAGGUAAAUACUGGAUACUGUACACUGUAGGUAAAUGUCACAGGUAUUUGUUCCUUAUAUGUAUGUUACGAAGACAGAGAUUAUGGCGUUGCACAAAAGAGAGACUAUAAAUAAGAUUUUAAUAGAUGUUUGUAAAAGUAUUUAAGACACAUACGCGAGAAAUCUGUGAGCUGCAGGGUCGAUAGCACCAACAACGUAGCAUUGAGAAGGUACUGUAACGAAAGAACACGAGACGACGCUGGAAUCGUUUUUCACGAAAUCUGAAUUGAAUGCAUGUUCGGAGUUUCUACACUUGGUGUUGGAUGUUGUUGUAACUUUGCAGUGUGUGGUGUUCAUUUUAUUUUGCCAAAGAGUACAUGGUGAGCUCUUGCCUUUCUAGUAUUAGACUGAAUUAAUUACAUGGAAUUAAGAAAGACUACAUUUUUUGGGUCGGAAGAAUAAAAUACGUUCCUAAAAUACAUGUAUUUCACUUCACUCAUAUACAUUUUGAUCAUGCUAUCGAAAUUAACAUAAUUGCUCAAACUUUUCUUAGUAAACAAGUAAGAUAUGGCUUUUUGAUAGCUUUUAAACAUCAUAUUAUUACCUAAUAGGACAAGAAUCAUGUUUAUUUGUAUUUCACACUCACCAGCUAUUUUAAUAGGAACACCUUGUGCAUCAUAAACCAGCAGCAUGAAGCAUAAAAUAAUACAUAUAGACAUUAAGAGUGGCAUUUAAUGUUUACAUUAAAUAUAAGCUUUGGGGAAACCCAACAAUACAAUGGUUUUUAAGGGUUUUCAUGCACAACAGCGAUCGAUGCUUCUGAGGGCGGCACAGUGGCUUAUUGGUUAACAAUUGGUUAAAAAUACUGUGGCCUCGCUCAUCCAGGGUCCGGGUUAGAUUCCUUCCUGCCUCAGGUCUGUGUGUAUGGAGUUUGCAUGUUCUCCCCCGUGCUUGGUGGGUUUCAUCCCAUAGCUCAAGACAUGCAGAUUAGGAUUAUUGGCGUUCCCAAGAUGCCUGUGUGGUGUAAAUCAGUGUGUGAGUGCCCUGCGAUGGAUUGGCAGCACAUCCAGGGUGUACAGUACCCCACCUCGUCUCCUGGGAUAGGCUCCAGGCCCACCCCGUGACCCUGUGUACGGAAUAAAGUGAUGUUGAUGAAGAGUGAAUGAGUGAUGUUUCUGUAGAUAGAAAUGAACAGUCUGAUUUAUUCAGACGUACAGGACGUCUUAAGGUCUAAGGUAUCUCAAAUAACCAAAUAAUUUUUUACAGUCCUAGUUAGCAGAAAAGCAUCUCAGAAUCUCUGUAAAGACUGUUGUGCAUUAACCCACAACACAUUAACCCCUUAGGGGAUCGAGAUACAACAGCAGAAGACCGCAUCAAGUUGUACUCAUGUCUGCCAAGAACAUGAUAGACAGCUUAAAAUUGGAACCACAUUGCCUAGGCCGUUGCUGAUUUUUAUCUGUCUUUAUCUGUCAGUUUUAUUUGUGGGUCUUUUGUUCUUUCAGUCUCAUCAACUUCAAGGAUUAGUGUGUUUUGCAUUUUGAGAUGCUUUUCUGUUCAGGGCAGCUGUAAAUUGUGGUUAUUUAAAUAACCGUAGCCAUCUUGUCAGCUCAAACCAGUUUGCUUAUUCUUUUGAGGGUUCUCAUCAACCAGGCAUUUCCACCCAUAGAAGCGUUGCUCUGUAGAAACUGUUGUGCAUGCAAAGAUGUUGGAGUAUAGCUCAGAAGUUCACAGGUUCAAUUCCCAGACCCUCUGAACUUCUCAAAUAUAUAAUGACAUUAGAAAAUAAAAAUCUACAUAUGUAUGUAAGUUGCUCUGGAUAAGAGCCUUUUCCAAUUGUAGUAAAUGAACUGAAACUCUUGACCCGUGUCUGCAUGUUUUUAUACAUUGCACUGCUUCCUUAUGAUUGGCUGAUUGGCUUGGUAGUUUCAUGAAUGAGCAGGGUAAUGGUGUUCCUAGUAAAGAAGAUGAGUGCAGAUGGUAUUUCUCAGACAAAAGCUUCCUUGUGAGUGCAGGGAUGAGAUGACUGUUGAAAAACAGAACAGCAGGGCUAUGCAACAAGGCGACACUUUAUAAUCGCUUCUCAUCCUCUGUAGCUUUAUCUCCUAGAUUCUGCCGAUCUGGGACCAAGACAAUUCUGUUCAGUUUAUACAUUAAAGUGAUGAAUGCUGUGACAUGCAGUUUAUUGGAAAUGCAGUGAGGCCAAGUAAUAGGUGUUAACAAGCGUGUAAACAGGACAAAUGCAUGCCAUCGUCCUGUCCUCAAAAGUGAAUUUGAAUUUAUGUUGUUCAGCUGAGUACGGACCAUGAAGUGUUUUAUUUGAAUAAAAAAAUUGGUGGAUAAUUCAAAUAAUUUUAUUUUUCAAAACUAAUUGACCUCACAUUGAUCUAACUUUCACCAUGUUUUUCCUUUCAGUUCUCACUUUCUGGAGGGGAAAUGGGAUAUGUAUAUCUUUACCUAUUCUAAAGCCAUUCC
Messenger RNA from Clarias gariepinus (North African catfish), 10350 nucleotides. RefSeq names its product calcium channel, voltage-dependent, N type, alpha 1B subunit, b (gene cacna1bb). Gene Ontology annotation, biological process: chemical synaptic transmission; calcium ion import across plasma membrane. The transcript has 51 exons. The coding region runs from base 1 to 6939 and encodes 2312 amino acids. NCBI's taxonomy places the organism in Eukaryota, Metazoa, Chordata, Actinopteri, Siluriformes, Clariidae. The record is from RefSeq and is a predicted model, not a curated record. Gene Ontology annotation, molecular function: high voltage-gated calcium channel activity. Gene Ontology annotation, cellular component: membrane; voltage-gated calcium channel complex; neuronal cell body.